Messenger RNA from Rattus norvegicus (Norway rat), 11753 nucleotides. It is a transcript of the gene Zfp110, whose product is annotated as zinc finger protein 110. The record is from RefSeq and is a predicted model, not a curated record. Gene Ontology annotation, molecular function: neurotrophin p75 receptor binding. NCBI's taxonomy places the organism in Eukaryota, Metazoa, Chordata, Mammalia, Rodentia, Muridae. Gene Ontology annotation, biological process: regulation of DNA-templated transcription. Gene Ontology annotation, cellular component: nucleolus; cytoplasm; nucleus.
UUUUUUUUGUUUUGUUUUUGGCAUUGUCAUUGUUUGUUUUGUUUGGGUUUUUGUUUUGUUUUGUUUUGUUUUGUUUUUGUGGAACAUCUUUGGCUGUCCUGGAAUUCAAUCUAUACAACAUACACUCAGCCUACACAUCAGGCCGGCCUUGAACUCAUAGACAUCUGACAGAGAACUAAUAUCCAAAAUAUAUAAAGACCUCAAGAUGUUAGGCAACAACAAACCAAAUAACCCAAAUAAAAAUGGGGUACAGAACUAAACAGAGAAUUCUCAACAGAAUUCAUGACCAAGAAACACUUAAAGAAAUGUUCAAUAUCCUUACUCAUCAGGGAAAUAAGAGUCAAAACAACUCUGAGAUUCCACUCCACACCCAACAGAGUGGCUAAGAUCAAAAAGGCAAGUGAUAGCACCUACUGGCAAGGAUGUGGAGCAAAGGAGAGAGAGUGCAAACUUGUACAACCACUCUGUAAAUCAAUUUGGCAGUUUCUCAGAAAUUUGGGAAUAAUUCUACCUCGAGACACAGUUUUACCAACUAUUUCUGGGGAUAUGCCCAAAAGAUGCUCCACCAUCCCACAAGGACACAUGCUCAACUAUGUUCAUAGCAGUUUUAUUCAUAAUAGCCAGAAACUGUAAUCAAUCUAGCUGUCCCUCAACUGAAGUAUGAAUAAAGAACAUGUGGUUCAUUUACACAAUGGAAUACUACUCAACCAUUAACAAUAAAGACAUCAUAAGGCAUUGGAGCGGCAGGUUCCCCCCCAGUCCAGACACCGCCCGGACCUGGAGGGACCAAUCAACAGUUCUCGGCACCCAAAUCCCGAGGGAGGGAGAGCUAAACCUUCAGAGGGGCAGACACACCUGGGAAGCCAGAAGAGACUACACUCUGCCCACAUUUCUGACUCCAGAGGAAAACACCUAAUGCCAUCUGGGACCCCGGUGCCUGGGACUCCAGGAAAAGGCUGUGAAGGCCCUCCUGGUUGCCGCCCUCAUGGAGAGCUCAAAAGCAGUCCCCCAUAAGCAACUUGAGCCAUGGGACCACAGGUAAGACCAACUUUUCUGCUCUAAGCGACCUGCCUGGUGGACUCAGGAAACAGGCCCACAGGAACAACUGAAGACCAGUAGGCAGGAAAAACUACAGGCCCGAAAGCAGAACACUCUGUUCCCGUAACUGGCUGAAAGAAAACAGGAAAACAGGUCUACAACACUCCUGACACACAGGCCUAUAGGAUGGUCUAGCCACUGUCAGAAAUAGCAGAAAAAGGUAACACCAGAGAAAAUCUGAUGGCGAGAGGCAAGCACAGGAACCCAAGCAACAGAAACCAAGACUACAUGUCAUCAUCAGAGCCCAAUUCUCCCACCAAAGCAAACACUGAAUAUCCAAACACACCAGAAAAGCAAGGUCUAGAUUUAAAAUCACAUUUACUCAUGAUGAUAGAGGACUACAAAAAAGAUAUGAAGAACUUCCUUAGAGAAACAAAGGAAAACAUAAAUAAACACGUAGAAGCCUAUAGAGAGGAAUCACAAAAAUCCCUGAAAGAAUUCCAGGAAAACAUAAUCAAAAUUAAAAAUGGAAAUAGAAGCAAUAAAGAAAGGACACAGGGAAACAACCCUCGAUAUAGAAAAUCAAAGGAAGAGACAAGGAGCCGUAGAUACAAGCAUCACCAACAGAAUAUAAAAGAUGGAAGAAAGAAUCUCAGGAGCAGAAGAUUCGAUAGAAAUCAUCGACACAAUGGUCAAAGAAAAUGGAAAAUGGAAAAAGCUACUGGUCCAAAACAUACAGGAAAUCCAGGACUCAAUGAGAAGAUGAAACCUAAGGAUAAUAGGUAUAGAAGAGAGUGAAGACUCCCAGCUCAAAGGACCAUAAAUAUCUUCAACAAAAUCAUAGAAGAAAACUUCCCUAACCUAAAGAAAGAGAUGCCCAUAAACAUACAAGAAGCCUACAGAACUCCAAAUAGUUUAGACCAGAAAAGAAACACCUCCCGUCACAUAAUAGUCAAAACACCAAAUACACAAAAUAAAGAAAGAAUAUUAAAAGCAGUAAGGGAAAAAGGUCAAGUAACAUAUAAAGGCAGACCUAUCAGAAUCACACCAGACUUCUCACUAGAGACUAGGAAAGCCAGAAGAUCCUGGACUGAUGUCAUAUAGUCCCUAAGAGAACACAAAUGCCAGCCCAGGCUACUGUAUCCUGCAAAAUUCUCAAUUAACAUAGAUGGAGGAACCAAGAUAUUCCAUGACAAAACCAAAUUUACACAAUAUCUUUCUACAAAUCCAGCGCUACAAAGGAUAAUGAAUGGUAAAGCCCAACAUAAGGAGGCAAACUACACCCUGGAAAAGGCAAGAAACUAAUUGUCUUGGCAACAAAACAAAGAGAAGAAAAGCACACAAACAUAAUCUCACAUCCAAAUAUGAAUAUAUAACAGGAAGCAAUAAUCACCAUUCCUUAAUACCUCUCAACAUCAAUGGUCUCAACCCUCCAAUAUAAAGACAUAGAUUAACAAACUGGAUAUGCAACGAGGACACUGCAUUCUGCUGCCUACAGGAAACACACCGCAGAGACAAAGACAGACACUACCUCAGAGCGAAAGGCUGGAAAACAACUUUCCAAGCAAAUAGUCUGAAGAAGCAAGCUGGAGUAGCCAUUCUAACAUAAAAUAAAAUCGAUUUUCAACUAAAAGUCAUCAAAAAAGAUAAGGAAGGACACUUCAUAUUCAUCAAAGAAAAAUCUACCAAGAUGAACUCUCAAUCCUACAUCUCUAUGCUCCAAAUACACGGGCACCUACAUAUAUAAAAGAAACCUUACUAAAGCUCAAAGCACACAUUGCACCUCACACAAUAAUAGUAGGAGAUUUCAACACCCCACUCUCAUCAAGGGACAGAUCAUGGAAACAGAAAUUAAACACAGACAUAGACAGAUUAAGAGUAGUCAUGAACCAAACGGACAGAUAUUUAUAGAACAUUCUAUCUAAAACAAAAGGAUAUACCUUCUCACCACCUCAUGGUACUUUCUCCAAAAUUGACCAUAUAAUUGGUCAUAAAACAGGCCUCAACAGAUACAGAAAGAUAGAAAUAAUCCCAUGCGUCUUAUCAGACCACCAUGGGCUAAAGCCGGUCUUCAAUAACAAUAAGGGAAGAACGCCCACAUAUACAUGGAAGUUGAACAAUGCUCUACUCAACGAUAACCUGGUCAAGGAAGAAAUAAAGAAAGAAAUUAAAGACUUCCUAGAAUAUAAUGAGAAUGAAGGUACAACAUACCCAAACUUAUGGGACACAAUGAAAGCUGUGCUAAGAGGAAAACUCAUAGCUCUGAGUGCCUGCACAAAGAAACAGGAGAGAGCAUAUAUCAGCAGCUUAACAGCACACCUAAAAGCUCUAGAACAAAAAGGAGCAAAUACACACAGGAGGAGUAGAAGGCAGGAAAUAAUCAAACUCAGAGCUGAAAUCAACUAAGUAGAAACAAAAAGGACCAUAGAAAGAAUCAAUAGAACCAAAAGUUUGUUCUUUGAGAAAAUCAACAAGAUAGAUAAACCCUUAGCCAGACUAACGAGAGGACACAGAGAGUGUGUCCAAAUUAACAAAAUCAGAAAUGAAAAGGGAGACAUAAAUACAGAUUCAGAGGAAAUUCAAAAAAUCAUCAGAUCCUACUACAAAAGCCUAUGUUCAACAAAACUUGAAAAUCUGCAGGAAAUGGACAAUUUCCUAGACAGAUACCAGGUACCGAAGUUAAAUCAGGAACAGAUAAACCAGUUAAACAACCCCAUAACUCCUAACAAAAUAGAAGCAGUCAUUAAAGGUCUCCCAACCAAAAAGAGCCCAGGUCCACACAGGUUUAGUGCAGAAUUCUAUCAGACCUUCAUAGAAGACCUCAUACCAAUACUAUCCAAACUAUUCCACAAAAUUGAAACAGAUGGAGCACUACCGAAUUCCUUCUAUGAAGCCACAAUUACUCUUAUACCUAAACCACACAAAGACCCAACAAAGAAAGAGAAUUUUAGACCAAUUUCCCUUAUGAAUAUCGACGCAAAAAUACUCAAUAAAAUUCUGGCAAACCGAAUCCAAGAGCACAUCAAAACAAUCAUCCACCAUGAUCAAGUAGGGUUCAUCCCAGGCAUGCAGGGAUGGUUUAAUAUAUGGAAAACCAUCAACGUGAUCCAUUAUAUAAACAAACUGAAAGAACAAAACCACAUGAUCAUUUCAUUAGAUGCUGAGAAAGCAUUUGACAAAAUUCAGGACCCCUUCAUGUUAAAAGUCCUGGAAAGAACAGGAAUUCAAGGCCCAUAUCUAAACAUAGUAAAAGCCAUAUACAGCAAACCAGUGGCUAACAUUAAACUAAAUGUAGAGAAACUUGAAGUAAUCCCACUAAAAUCAGGGACUAGACAAGGCUACCCACUCUCUCCCUACUUAUUCAAUAUAGUUCUUGAAGUUCUAGCAAGAGCAAUCAGAAAACAAAGGGAGAUCAAGGGGAUACAGAUUGGAAAAAAAGAAGUCAAAAUAUCACUAUUUGCAGAUGAUAUGAUAGUAUAUUUAAGUGAUCCCAAAAGUUCCACCAGAGAACCACUAAAGCUGAUAAACAACUUCAGCAAAGUGGCUGGGUAUAAAAUUAACUCAAAUAAAUCAGUAGCCUUCCUCUACACAAAAGAGAAACAAGCCAAGAAAGAAAUUAGGGGAACAACACCCUUCAUAAGAGUCCAAAAUAAAAUAAAAUACCUCAGUGUGACUUUAACCAAGCAAAUAACAGAUCUGUAUGAUAAGAACUUCAAGACUCUGAAGAAAGAAAUUGAAGAAGACCUCAGAAGAUGGAAAGAUCUCCCAUACUCAUGGAUUGGCAGAAUUAAUAUAGGAAAGAUGGCCAUUUUACCAAAAGCGAUCUACAGAUUCAAUGCAAUCCCCAUUAAAAUACCAAUCCAAUUCUUCAGAGAGUUAGACAGAACAAUUUUCAAAUUCAUCUGGAAUAACAAAAACCCCAGGAUAGCUAAAACUAUCCUCAACAAUAAAAGGACUUCAGGGGGAAUCACUAUCCCUGAACUCAAGCAGUAUUACAGAGCAAUAGUGAUAAAAACUGCAUGGUAUUGGUAUAGAGACAGACAGAUAGACCAGGGGAAUAGAACUGAAGACCCAGAAAUGAACCCACACACCUAUGGUCACUUGAUUUUUGACAAAGGAGCCAAAACCAUCCAAUGGAAAAAAGAUAGCAUUUUCAGCAAAUGGUGCUAGUUCUACUGGAAGUCAGCAUGUAGAAGAAUGCAGAUCGAUCCUUAUCACCCUGUACAAAACUUAAGUCCAAGUGGAUCAAGGACCUCCACAUCAAACCAGACACACUCAAACUAAUAGAAGAAAAGGUGGGGAAGCAUCUCGAACACAUGGGCACUGGAGAAAAUUUCCUGAACAAAACACCAAUGGCUCAUGCUCUAAGAUCAAGAAUCGACAAAUGGGAUCUCAUAAAACUGCAAAGUUUCUGUAAGGCAAAGGACACUGUUGUUAGAACACAAAUGACAACCAAUAAAUUGGGAAAAGAUCUUUACCAAUCCUACAACAGACAGAGGCCUUAUAUCCAAAAUAUACAAAGAACUCAAGAAGUUAGAGCGCAGGGAGACAAAUAACCCUAUUAAAAAAUGGGGUUCAGAGCUAAACAAAGAAUUCACAGCUGAGGAAUGCCGAAUGGCUGAGAAACACCUAAAGAAAUGUUCAACAUCUUUAGUCAUAAGGGAAAUGCAAAUCAAAACAACCCUGAGAUUUCACCUCACACCAGUGAGAAUGGCUAAGAUCAAAAACUCAGGUUACAGCAAAUGCUGGUGAGGAUGUGGAGAAAGAGGAACACUCCUUCAUUGCUGGUGGGACUGCAAACUGGUACAACCACUCUGGAAAUCAGUCUGGAGGUUCCUCAGAAAAUUUGACAUUGCACUACCUGAGGACCCAUCUAUACCUCUCUUGGGCAUAUAUCCAGAAGAUGUCCCAACAUAUAACAAAGACACAUGCUCCAGUAUGUUCAUAGCAGCCUUAUUUAUUAUAGCCAGAAGCUGGAAAGAACCCAGAUGCCCUUCAACAGAGCAAUGGAUUCAUAAAAUGUGGUACAUCUACACAAUGGAAUAUUACUCAGCUAUCAAAAACAAUGACUAUGAAAUUCAUAGACAAAUGGAGGGAACUGGAAAAUAUCAUCCUGAGUGAGGUAACCCAAUCACAGAAAAACACCCAUGGUAUGCAAUCAUUGAUAAGUGGCUACUAGCCCAAAUGCUUGAACUACCCUAGAUGUACAGAACACAUGAAACUCAAGAAGGAUGACCAAAAUGUGAAUGCUUCACUCCUUCUUUAAAAGGGGAACAAGAAAACCCUUGGCAGGGAAUAGGGAGGCAAAGUUUAGAACAGAGGCAGAAGGAACACCCAUUCAGAGCCUGCCCCACAUGUGGCCCAUACAUAUACAGCAACCCAAUUAGAGAAGAUCGAUGAAGCAAAGAAAUGCAGGCUGACAGAAACCGGAUGUAGCUCUCUCCUGAGAGACACACCCAGAAUACAGCAAAUAUAUAGGCAAAUGCCAACAGCAAUCCACUGAACUGAGAUCGGGACCCCCGUUGAAGGAAUCAGAGAAAGGUCUGGAAGAACUUGAAGGGGCUCAAGACCCCAUAUGAACAAUAAUACCAACCAACCAGAGCUUCCAGGGACUAAGCCACUACACAAAGACUAUACAUGGAUUGACCCUGGACUCUGACCUCAUAGGUAGCAAUGAAUAGCCUAGUAAGAGCAUCAGUGGAAGGGGAAGCCCUUGGUCCUGCCAAGACUGAACCCCCAGUGAACAUGACUGUUGGGGAGAGGGUGGUAAUGGGGGGAGGAUGGGGAGGGGAAGCCUAUAUAGAAGGGAAGGGGGAGGGGAUAGGGGGAUGUUGGCCCGGAAACCGGGCAGGGGAAUAAUAAUUGAAAUAAUAAGAAACACUCAAGUUAAUAAAGAUUAAAAAAAAAUAAGAACCAACUGAGAAGAGCACUUGCCUCCUUAAAAUAAUAAAGCUCUCUAUUGAACCAUUGGAUGGGCCACAUAAAUGCACACUGACAUCUAAAAUAAAACCAUCAGUCAAUGGCUAUUUUCCACAACUCUGUCACACAAUAAUAGCCUGCAGAAUAGCUAAGGUUAUUUAAUUUGAAAUAUUAAAAAAAGGGACUAAUUGGGCUGGAGAGAUGGCUCAGAGGUUAAGAGCUCUGUCUGCCCAGAGGACCUGUGUUCAAUUCCCAGCAACCACAUGGUGGCUCACAACUAUCCAUAAUCAGGUCUGGUGCUCUCUUCUGGCCUGCAGGCAUACAUGCAGGCAGAAAGUUGUAUGAUAUAUACAUAAUAAAUUUUUUAAAAGAAUCUUUUAUUAAAAAGGGGGGACUAAUCACUUAUUCAAUGGGUAUGGUCCUUCUGAAAGUUAAGAAAUUCCAAGGAGGACUAACAAUUUAGCUCAGUCAUCAGUGUUUGCCUGAUAUGCCACAAAGCUCUGAGUUCCAACACCAGCACCACAGAAAGAUGGGCAUUGUGGCCAAUAUCUGUAAUUCUUGCACGAAUAACAACGAUAUUUAACACCACCACCCAGAAUUCCAAAUAUAACACAAUCACAGAAACAAUGUGCCGCAGACAGAACCACAAUUCUGCUAGAGCACAAGGCAAAUUAUGGUCAGCUGCUGCAGAUAGUCCGAAGCAGCCCCACAUCCCUACACCUGGGAUCAAAACAAAAGCACCCUCUUAUUUGUUUUGUUUUGUUUUUGUUUGUUUUUUUAAGAAGCCAAAAUUCCAGAAUUCUCACUACAUCCCUUCCUCUGUUGGGGAAAACUGGAGAAGACAUUUAGUGUAGCCUACCAUAUACUUAAAGUCCACUAGGUCUCCACAAUUCCCACCCAAACUUUGGAAGACCACACAACCUUGCCCACUCUACAAAUCUGGACGCAAACGCCUGUCCUCUCAUAGAAACUUUUAUUCCAAGGCCUAUUGACUUUCUGUUUCUACAGUUUAGUCCUUUCUUCCUCUCCCUUUAAGAGCACCAGUGAAAAUUCAGCACGAUAGCAUCCUUUUCUCCUUCCCCUCAGGAAACUCGCCUCGGACCCACAGUCAACCACCAUCCAGAUCCCUCCCCUCUACACUAGGUAUGCUGUACGUUCCGUCUGUCCCCUCGGUCAGCCCUCCUUAUCUUGCUACGCGGCAAGCGUCCCCCAGCAGACCUAACACCAGCACUUCCGCCCCACCUCCUUGCUCAUCCCCUGUUUCCGGUUUGUCCAAGUUCUUUUGCUCCUGUUUGAGGGUUCGACUCUUUCCCAGCCUGGGUCUCUAUCCACACAAGGGCAGGUGCUCAGCAUCUUAGUAUCCUCCUUCAAAGGCUUCAUCCUAAUUCUUUAGCAGCCAAUAGCACACUCCUACGGACUACGGCUUCGCCCACCAACAGAACGGACGCCGCCUGAUUGCUGCCGCUAAACCUCCGCGGGGGCGUCUGGGAGUUGUAGUUCGGACCAGUGAGCUGACGCAGUUCGGGACAAGACCGACGGGCGAGCGCCAUUGUGUCUUUCGCAGUCACUUGUAACGCUUCGUGAGAGUCCGUCGGACAGCACCCAUCUUAUGUUUUAUUCGUAACUUCUGGAGCCUAGUGUCGGCUUCGUUAGUGACUCCACUUCUACGGACCCGGGAGAAGGUCUGUAGUCCUGGGUCAGGAUCCUGAGGAAGACAUCGUGUUCUAGAUGAAGAACACAAUUUAAGAAAACCAACCGCAUUUUGGAUUAGAGGACAUCAGCUGUCCCCUGUCGGUUAGAGGGGAACCUGUCUUGUAGGCUUAUGGGAGUCGGGGAGAGGACUCACUUGUCACUUUGCCGUGUGGGGGUGGACUGGCCAUGUCCUGCAGAGGGACGGGAUAUAGGCAGAGGUGGGGUAGCCACUGGGCACAUUUCUUAGUGCCCCCCCUUCCACCUUCAGUUUCGUCAGCAUUCUGCCUACUCGCGCGAGAGAACAUUGAGGACAGUAUGGCUUCCACGCUUCCAACAACCUGGCCCCAUGAAUCUGUGAAGUUUGAAGAUGUAUCACUGACAUUUACCAAGGAAGAGUGGGCACAGCUGGACCUCCAACAGAAGUGCCUAUACAGGGAAAUCAUGAUGGAGAACUACAAUAACAUGAUUUCAGUGGAGCAUCACUUUUCCAAGCCAAAUGUCAUAUCUCAGUUAGAAGAAGCAGAAGACUGCUGGCCAAUGGAGAGAGAAAUUCGUCAAGAUAUUCUUCCAGAAUGUUCUGGGCCUUCUCUGGACCCUGGAAUGAAUUCCUUUCCUGCUGAGAGUCCCCUGAUGAAGAUCAAGGUUGUUGAGGUCCUUACAUUGAACAAGGAUGUGGCUGGUCCCCGGAAUGCCCUGAUUCAAUCCCUAUAUCCAGAAAGUAGGGAAAACUUGAACCCAGGUAACCUCAAACCAGCUAAGCCAAGCAAGCGUUUGACUGACACUGAAGCUUUGCGCCAGAAGUUCCGACAUUUCCAGUAUGAAGAAUCAGCUGGUCCCCAGAAGGCUGUGUCCCGGCUUCGUAAGCUGUGUCACCAGUGGCUGCAGCCCAAUAUACGUUCAAAGAAGCAGAUCAUAGAGUUGCUGGUGUUUGAACAGUUCCUGAGUGCACUGCCUGAGAAGUUUCGGGUGUGGUUAGAGUCACAGCACCCAGAGGACUGCAGAGCAGCAGUAGCUUUGUUGGAGAAUAUGACCUCAGUGACUAAGGAUGAUGCUCAGCUUGUCUGCUCUAGUGAAGCCACUGAUCAACUAAAGGAGAAAAGAAAGGAUGUGGCUACCUUACCAGUUACUGUACCACCUGAGGAGCCGGUGACUUUCCAGGAUGUGGCUGUGGGCUUCAGUCAGGAGGAGUGGCGGCUACUAGGUCCAGUGCAGAGGACGGAGUAUCAUGAUGUGAUGCUAGAGACCUUGGGCAACUUGGUCUCUGUGGGGUGGGAGCCUACGUUGGAAAACAGAGCGAUAAGUCCAGACUCUCCCAUUCCUGUGGUAAAACCAAUUCAUGAUCCAAACCCAAAAGAUCUCUCAAGGAAUGGUAUCCAAUCCACUGUCUUUGAAAUUAUCUCACAAGAUAGGGUCCAAGAAAUACACACCAUAGAAUCAAAUCAAGCGGGUCUUCUACAGGAAAAAAGCCAUCCUCAGAAGAAGCUCUCUGAAAGCUCCAAGUCUCAGGAGGGAACUAAUCUUCACAAAAGCCAGGGCUCACUUGAUGAAGUUCCUCCUAGAAAGCAUGUAAAAGUUAAGCAGAAGGGGACUAGAAAGGGGAAAGACAGGAAGAACACCAUUUCCAUGACACGAGGUUUACGCAUAAGAAAUCAGCAAAAGGACUCUGUGGAGUGGCAAGGCAGGGGUGACAGCAAUCCCAUGACACAUGGCUACUCUAUAAAAAACCAACGGGGUUCUGAGCAAGGAACAGCUGGGGCCAGAAGAGAUCCCAUUACACUUACUGUGUCUGCACAAUUUUACCAGAAAGCCACUGGCUCUGAAGAGGGUAGAUUCAGGGACAAUAGCAAUGCCAUAGUACCUGAUACACCUACAAAGAUUCACCAGAAAAGCCCUGAAUGGCAUAAAGUGGGGAGAAGUAACAAUUCCAUGUCAUCUGUACAAAAUGACCAGAUGGGGUCUGGGGCAGGAAGAGGCAGGGACAAUACUAUCUUGACACAUGCACUACCUGUAAAAAUUCACCAGAAAGGCUAUGAAGAAGGUAAAGUUCAAGGAAACAGGAAUUCCUUGAGACAUGUAAAAGCUCACCAGAAGGGCUCUAAAGGGGAAAGAGUCAGGGAACUUAGCACUUCUGAAAAACAUGUUCCCUAUAUAAAAAAUCACCUAAAGACCUCUGAAAGAGAAAAAGGCAGGGAAAACAAUGAUUCCAUAAAAUACGGUCCCUAUAUAAAAACUUGCUAUAGGGGUUCUGAAGUGAGAAAGCUCAGGAGAGCCAAUAAUUGUACGAAGGCCAUCAGCCGGCAUGCUCAGCAGAUAUUCUUUAUAAAAAUUCACAAGGGGAGCCAAGUUUGCCGAUGCAGUGAAUGUGGUAAAAUGUUCCGAAAUUCUAGGUAUUUCUCUGUCCAUAAGAAGAUCCACACAGGAGAACGGCCUUACAUGUGUAUGGCCUGUGGGAAAGCCUUUGUUCAGAGCUCUUCCCUCACACAGCAUCUUAGAAUUCAUAGUGGAGAGAGACCAUUUGAGUGUUCAGAGUGUGGGAGGACUUUCAAUGACCGCUCAGCCAUCUCUCAACACCUGAGGACUCACACUGGAGCUAAGCCCUACCACUGUCAGCACUGUGGGAAAGCUUUCCGUCAGAGUUCCCACCUUACCAGGCAUGAGAGGACUCAUACUGGGGAGCGACCAUAUGUGUGCAGCAACUGUGGGAAGGCAUUCACACAGAGCUCACACCUUAUUGGGCAUCAGAAAACACACAGGAUAAAAUUCAAGAAGCAACCCAAAUUGUAGCCUUUGUGCCUUUCAAAGCACUAGUUUUUCAGCCUUGAGAUGUACUAUGCAGACACCGAGUGUGAUAAAUAGGCUUUGAAUAAGGAAAGCCCCACAGCUUAAGGGCAGCUCAGGACACCACCCAGCAGGCAGUGAGUGAAACCAUCAGGGAGUUUUUUAAUUGCUUCACUUAUCCUCAGAAGGAAAUAAAAGAUCUGAAAAUACCCCUAAGUUUAAGAAGCCAAGUACCAAAAUUUGCACCAAUAUUUCUAUACAGGGUAAAGUGUGUGAGUGACAAAAAUUAAAAGUAUGUAGAAAAAUAAACUUAUAUUUAUGUGGAA